UCUCUCUCUCUCUCUCUCUCCCCGCGUUCCUCCCUCCUCCUCCCAUUUCCCUCACCGUGCACCAUGUCCACCCCUGCCAAGAAGCCCGUUGGCUCCAAGUGGGGCUCCGGACGCAGCCGGCCUGGUGACACGGUUGCCGCCAACAAAACCCGCUCCGAGCCCGAUGCCGAUGAGGCCACUCAUGCGUCGGCCGCGACCUUCAAGUACCUGCAGCAGAUCGCAACCACCCUGGAUGACAUGUCUGGCGACAUGGAUCUCGCUCAAACCAGCUCCCUUGUGGACAAUGUCCUCGAGGAGGUUGGUCCGAAGGUUGCUUGCUAUUUGGACUCCGAGUCGAGUCGCACUCUUGAGCGCAUCAUCCAGCUGACCAGUGAUGAUCAGCUCACCGCCCUCACCCGGUACAUGGUGGAUCUCUUCCCCAAGAUCUCCGACCACCACAAUGGUUCCCAUGUCGUCCAGAAGGUCAUUACCCUGGCCCAUGCGACGGCCCAGCGUCAGCUGGCUCAGGGAGACGAGUCCGGCAUCAUCAGCCACAUUUCCGACAUGGCCAAGGUCCUUGAGGGCACCCUCCUAAAUGCCAUGUUCGACAAGUAUGCGUCGCACGUCAUCCGCGCCCUGCUGGCCCUGCUGUCCGGCGCGGACCCGGCCGUCCAGCAGCAGCAGGCUCGCCAGAAGAAGGGCCUUUCGGCGGUGCAGCCUGGCCCGGCGCACCGCGGCGCCUCGGCCGAGGCCGGUGCCCCCGUCCCGGAGGCCUUCGCCACUCGGUUCUACGCCAUCGUCGAGAGUUUCCUCUCGACGCUGGCCGAUUCCCCGCCCGAGGCCAUCGAACAAGUUUGCUGUGACACAUACGCCGCGGCUGUCUUCCAGGAGUUGCUCCAAGCGGCUCAGCGCUUGGAUCGUCUGGCCGGGCCCACCUCCGAGGCCAGCCUCGUCGAGCGCCUCCUGACCCCGCUUCUGGGUUCGGGGUUCUCCAACAUCUCGGUAGUAGGUGGCAUGCUGUCCGGCCGCGUGUCCAGCCAUGUGGUCGAGUGCAUUCUCACCGUCCUGCCCGAGUCUCAGUAUGUCCCGCUCUACACGGCGGUCUUCCGUGGCCACCUGGCGGACAUGAUCCGCGACCAGUCGGCCAACUUCGUCGUGUCGCACCUGAUUUCCGUCAUCCCGACCCUCCCGACUCUGGAGCUCAUUCUCAUUGAGGUGACUCCCUUCGCCGAGGAGCUUCUUCCUCACCGGAGUGGCAUCCUUGUGGCCCUGUCGAAUUCGUGUGUCCGCCUGAAUGGCCUCUUCAAGGAGUUCAAUGCCUGCCUUGCCAAGGCUCUCAACCUCCGGAGUAUGACCGACCGUAAGGAGACUAUCCGUCGACUGGUGGCAUUGCCCAGCUCCCGCUCCAAGGAGGGCAUCUCCGUCCCCGGGUGCCUGAUUCUGCAAAAUCUCUUCCUCUUUGCCGAGAAUCAGGUCCGCUAUCUGUCGGAUGCCAUUGUCAACUACGAGAGCAGUGAGCUACUUGAUUGGUGCCGCCAUCCCUCCGGCAGCCGUGUCAUGGAGGCCUUCUUCAAUGGCACCUCGCCGGAUGCCGCCAAGAAGCGCAUGACCCGCAAGCUUAAGGGCCAUUUUGCCAGCCUGGCUGAGAAUCGCUUUGCCUCUCAUGUUGUCGACAAGAUCUGGCGCAUUUCGGACAUCCCCACUCGCGAGUCCAUUGCCUCGGAGCUGGCCGCCCGUCGGGAGGACCUGGCCAAUACCCCCUCCGGGCGGCUGGUCCUGCGGAACUGCCGCAUCGACGAGUACCUCAAGGGGAAGGAUCAGUGGGUGGCUCAGGCUGAGUCGGUCGAGCGGAAGAAGGCCCUAUUCUCGGACCUGCUGGCCGAGCCAGCCCCCACCAGCAAGUCGAGUGAUCCGCUUCUGGAGCAACUUCGCCAGGAGGAUGACAGCCUCAUGACGGAGCUCGGUUUUUCGGAUGCCGGGAAGCUCGCGGCCGAUGGCCCUUCGGCCAAGUCCUCUGACAAGAAGAAGAGCAAGAAGAAGAGCCGCACCUCGGCCUCGGACUCCCAUGAUCUUCUUCUUGAUGCCGAAGAGGCCCCCGGCCAGGAGGACAGUGCCUCCAAGGAUAUUGACGCCCUCUUCCAAGAGGCCGUCCCGAAGGGCGCUCUUCGGGACACCGGGUCUCAGGUGUCCACCGAGUAUGUGGCGCCGACGGGCCAGUUCCAAACCGGCGCCGCCAACAGCCAGGCCAUGACCGAUGUCCUGGCGGCCAUCGAGCAGACCACCGGGAAGCGGCGAAAGCGCACCUCCUCCGAGGAGACCACCGACGCCGCUCCUUCCACGGAGAAGAAGAAGAAGCAGCGCAAGUUCAUGAUGAACUAGUUGCGCCGUGUCUUCCCUUCCCGGCCUCGGGUCUCCCUGUCGCCUCCCUUUCCAAGCAGUUUCUCUUCGCAUCUUGGGAUGCCACCCCUUUCCCUCCUUACCCCUGUAGAAUGAACACCUUUCCCUCUGGAAUGGGCUGCCUUUGGGGCUGCUCCUCUCUUGCGGCGAAG
Messenger RNA from Fonticula alba, 2528 nucleotides. RefSeq lists its product as hypothetical. Gene Ontology annotation, molecular function: RNA binding. NCBI's taxonomy places the organism in Eukaryota, Rotosphaerida, Fonticulaceae. The transcript is spliced from 6 exons. The record is from RefSeq and is a predicted model, not a curated record. The coding region runs from base 64 to 2358 and encodes 764 amino acids. Gene Ontology annotation, cellular component: 90S preribosome; nucleolus; preribosome, small subunit precursor. Gene Ontology annotation, biological process: endonucleolytic cleavage to generate mature 5'-end of SSU-rRNA from (SSU-rRNA, 5.8S rRNA, LSU-rRNA); endonucleolytic cleavage in 5'-ETS of tricistronic rRNA transcript (SSU-rRNA, 5.8S rRNA, LSU-rRNA); ribosomal small subunit export from nucleus.